GGCAAAUCCAGCAUCCAGCAUCUCGACUUUGCCCGGUUGCUCGUCUGCCUGCUCAUCGUUUCCUCUUAGGAGCGUUCACUUAUCACUACCUCACAUCCUAGCGACGUGUUUGGCGGCAGGUGCGCAUGCGGAUGAGAUGACCUGCUCGCGGCUUCUCAUCACUGCGCGCUUUCCGACUUCCACCUAGUCAACCGCCGUUGCGGUUUUGCUCUGGAUCGUCACCCAGAUACCUUCAAACGCUUGCGCCGUCCCGCAGAGACCUGUUGCGACCUCACCUUAGCCGCUCCUUACGCUGCCGGAGUCGUGGCUAGCUUGCAGCAUGGCCGCUGGACGUUCUCUCAAAUCGCUUGUGAGUCGGCGGAGACGCGGGGACGAAGAGGGCGAGGACGAUGAGGGGCCAGUCAUGGUGGAGGACUCGCAAAGCGAGGGCUCGGUGUUGACCGACCUGGACGACGACGAGGCGGACGCGAGCAGCAUGGCGCAAUCGAGCGCGGUGGAGGGAGGGGCGGACCCGGCGCAAGGCGAGGUUGUCAAGGCAGCAGCGGAGAAAAAGGCAAGGAAGCGGCCUGCAAAGAAACAGAGCAAAGAGACGGGCUCUGCUGUGGACGAUUCGCAGCCUCAAGCACAGCCUGCGUUCAAGCCGGCAGCAGAUACGGAAGCAAUGCUGAACGGGCCGGAAGUUGGUGGUCAGACUGGUCAAGAGGUCGUGGACUUUGAGAGCGCUGGUCGCAACGGAAAUGUCAGUACGGACAACGCGGUUUCGACGCCAGUCAUUGUAUCCACGGACAGGAGAACAGAUUCGCCAGCUAAUCGGCAAAGAAGAGAGCAUGAGGAGUACAAGAAAAGACGUGACGCGGACCCAUCAUUCAUACCGAAUCGCGGCAACUUCUUCAUGCACGACACGAGAGCCAGUUUUGGGCAAAGCAACCUGCCAUUUCGAGGGGCGUGGGCAGGUAGAGGCCGUGGAAGAGGCUCAAGCAACGCACCAGGACCUUUUCCGCCAGCCAACAACGCAAUCCAGCAAGAGAAGGUGGCCGAAGGCCCAUGGAAGCACGAUCUGCACGAUACUAUCAACGAAGAGCCAAACAUGACGAAGCAAAGCGAAAUCUCGAGUGAUCAAGCAGAGUCCGCGCGCAUUUUCCCGAAAGCUGGCACAUAUCAAAGCAGCCACAAAGGGCCACAUGCCAAAAUCUCGUUCUCAAGCACUACCUUGGUUGGCAAAGUUCAGAUUCGUGUGUACCUCCCAAAUAUGAAAGCCCCAAUCACCUUUUCCGAGGUGCCAUGGAAGCAUUAUACACGCCUACCGGAUCAUCGACCACCACUUCGCCGUGAUAAACCCGUGCGCAUCUCGAUACCGGAGCACGUGCAGCGCUACAUCUUCCCAUCAUCGGAGCGGUCGUUCAUUUUCAUACCACGUCAAAUGAGACCGAACCAACGUGGCUAUGGUGGGGACAGAUACCAGCGCAGUAUUGGUGGCGUUGGCUACUCCAGCAGGAGGACCAGCAUGUACGGUGGAAGCGUCUAUGCUGGUAGUAUUGCCCCCAGUCGACGGUCUUCCUUUGCCAGUGUUGCGCGAGAGAAUGCUUUCUCUCCUGUGGGCUCGUAUGUGGGCAUGCCACCGACUCGACCGGUGGUCAGACUUCCCCAUGGCUCGCAGUCACACUUCUCGGCUGCAAGCACGCCAAUGGGUCCUCUUUCCGGUCACCACACCCCUACUGGCGUCCACAUGCAUACGUUUCCUCCGCCAGCUCAGCCACAAUUCCAAGGAACUCCUACGACGACGGUGCACCAACCUAGACCACAAAAGGCCAUUUCAGUCACUGGAAUCGAAUCGCCUGCCAUGCUCUCACAAGCUAAUGGCCCAUCAGAGCAGCAGCCUUUUGCCAAUCAGCUGCCUGCGCACAUGCAUGAGCCGCCGCCAUUGCCCCCGCCCUACUUUUCGCCGCGACAGCAAUUCUCCUAUCCGCCGCAGCACUCGCGCACUCCACUUUCUGGCAUUCCGGAACAAGCUAUGCAUGCUCCUCCUUUUCAACCCAUGAUGCCCUAUGCGCCGGCACCGUACUAUGCACCAUAUCCUCCUCAACAACAAGGCUAUUACUACCCACCUGGGCCCAAUGGAUUCAACUCUAUGCCAAUGUACAUGCCGCCGCAACAAAAUUACGCGAUGUCGCCUCCUUCGGCCCCACCGCAUCCGCCCGAGCAAUCCACACCUCAGCAGCAACCCGCGCAGCUACCGGCGAGCGAACAACAAUCAUCUGGAAUGGUGGCUCACGAGAGCAAUGGUAUGGUAUUCUAUAUGCCAGCGUCUGAGGCACCUAGCCAAACUCAAGGCGAGAGCUACCAACCUGCGGAAAGCUUUGUCCCAUCGUACGCAAUGCCGGGCCUGCCACCUCCUACUCCUGCGCCCGAGUCGACAUAUUACUACCCUCCUCAAAUGCCUAUGCCGAACUACUAUCCACCUCAAGCUCAGCAAUAGUGAGGCGACUUGCGUAGGAAAGACUGUUCACAGCGAUGGAUCGGCUGCAGCCUUGAUGACCUCCUGAUUGAGAACACUCUGUUUUGGUCCCUUUUCUUAUUGAUAUUCUGUGUUUUGUCGGCCUAUCAGGCGCUGUUUGGGAAACUAGCAAGCAUGGCGUUUUGUGUGUCGGUAUGGCCGGCGUUGAAAUAAGGAAAACGAUGGAUGGUUUUUUGGUAGUCUAGUUGGAGAUAUCAAGCUCUUGUCUGCGAAAUGGAAAGCUUUUCAUGUUUUAUUUCGCUGCGAUUGUCGAUCGGAAGGAUACAUGAGUGACUGCUAUGAAUGUAGCGUGGACGGAACUGUGGUGCGGAAAUGAGAG
Cercospora beticola is the source of this 2834-nucleotide messenger RNA. RefSeq lists its product as uncharacterized. Gene Ontology annotation, biological process: mRNA processing. The record is from RefSeq and is a predicted model, not a curated record. Gene Ontology annotation, cellular component: exon-exon junction complex. NCBI's taxonomy places the organism in Eukaryota, Fungi, Ascomycota, Dothideomycetes, Mycosphaerellales, Mycosphaerellaceae. Gene Ontology annotation, molecular function: mRNA binding.